Molecule: messenger RNA, 3144 nt
Organism: Paecilomyces variotii
Lineage: Eukaryota; Fungi; Ascomycota; Eurotiomycetes; Eurotiales; Thermoascaceae
Product: importin beta-1 subunit
Exons: 8
Coding region: 80-2761 (893 amino acids)
Biological process (GO): protein import into nucleus
Cellular component (GO): cytoplasm; nucleus
Molecular function (GO): small GTPase binding; nuclear import signal receptor activity
Source: RefSeq, a predicted model, not a curated record
UCCGCCCCUCUGCGGUUUUCCACUUUGUUUUUUUGUCCUGGCUGCAGUGUAGACCCGGGUUUGUUUUUGCACAGGCACCAUGGACGUCAGAGUUGUCUUGGAAGGAACCCUGUCGCCAGAUGCGACAACGCGUCAGAAUGCUGAGCAGCAGCUGCUUCACGCGGCGGAGGUAGACUUUGCCACCUACCUCACCACCCUCGCCCAAGAGCUCGCAAAUGAGACUGCCCCGCCCCACGUCCGAACGGCUGCUGGUAUUGCACUCAAGAACUCCUUCACCUUCCGAGACAUUGCUAGGCUGCGCCAGGUGCAAGCACGAUGGAUUCAGCAGGUCAACCCAGAUGUCAAGGCCCAGGUCAAGAAGCUGGCGAUCGAUACCUUGGCUUCCAACGACGCCCGCGCUGGUCAGUCGGCUGCCCAAUUCAUCGUCUCCAUUGCUGCCAUCGAGCUCCCUCGCAACGAAUGGCCUGAAUUGAUGAACGUACUGGUCCAGAAUGUCGGCACUGGGUCGGAUCACCAGAAGCAGGCAUCGCUGACCGCGAUUGGCUUCAUCUGUGAAUCGGAUGAUCCCGAACUGCGGGAGAGCUUGACAGCGCACUCCAACGCCAUCUUGACCGCUGUUGUCCAGGGUGCCAGGCGUGAGGAGCCGAACAUGGAGGUUCGAAACGCGGCCCUUACAGCUCUGGGUGAUGCGAUCGACUUCGUGCGCUCCAACAUGGAGAAUGAGGGUGAGCGGAAUUACAUCAUGCAGGUUGUCUGCGAGGCUACGCAGGCCGAGGAUACCCGCGUCCAGGCCGGUGCCUUUGGGUGCCUGAACCGUAUCAUGGGAUCUUACUAUGACAAGAUGCGCUUCUAUAUGGAGAAGGCGCUGUUCGGUCUGACUAUUAUGGGCAUGAAAAAUGAGGAAGAAGAUGUCGCCAAGCUCGCGAUCGAAUUCUGGUGCACUGUGUGCGAAGAAGAGAUCGCCAUUGAGGAUGAUAAUGCUGCUGCGCAAUCUGAGGGAUCGACGGAAGUCCGUCCCUUUUUCAACUUUGCACGCAUUGCCUGCCGUGAGGUAGUCCCUGUCCUGCUCCAGCUCAUGUGCAAGCAGGAUGAGGAUGCCAGCGAGGACGAGUACAAUGUUUCCCGUGCCGCCUACCAGGCACUGCAGUUGUACUCCCAGUGUGUAGCUGGCGAUAUUGUCCAGCCUGUCUUGGCAUUCGUCGAGGAAAAUAUCCGUAGCGAGGAUUGGCACCGACGUGAUGCUGCCGUGGCCGCCUUUGGUGCCAUCAUGGAUGGCCCGGAUCUGUCGGUCCUCGAGCCCCUUGUCAAACAAGCACUGCCGGUUCUUAUCGGCAUGAUGGAAGACCCUUCUGUCCUAGUGAGGGACUCUGCUGCUUAUGCUCUCGGCCGUAUCUGCGACUACUGUGCUGAGGCUAUCGACCCUGACGUGCACCUACAACCCCUUAUUUCUUGCUUGUUCAACGGCCUCGCCAGCACCCCCAAGAUCGCCGGCUCUUGCUGCUGGGCUUUGAUGAACCUUGCCGAUCGAUUCUCCGGCGAGGGAGGUGCUGCCACCAACCCUCUCUCCAAACAUUUCGAGGCCAGCGUCAAGUCUCUGCUCGCUGUUACUGAGAGGGGAGACGCGGACAACCAGCUGCGGACCGCCGCAUACGAGGUUCUCAAUUCUUUCGUGACCAACGCCGCCAACGACAGUCUUCCGAUGGUGGCCACACUGUCGGAUGUUGUCCUCCAGCGUCUUGAGCAAACUGUACCUAUGCAGCAGCAGGUCGUCAGUGUCGAAGACCGUAUUACGCUGGAGGAGAUGCAGACUAGUCUGGCCAGUGUGCUAUUGGUAUGCACCUUUCUUUUUGUGCAUAUGACUAUCCGACCUUUUGCUGACUCUCAUCAGGCUAUUGUGCAGCGAUUGGAGACGGAGAUUAAGCCUCAGGCCGACCGCAUCAUGCAUGUGUUGCUUCAGGUCUUGUCAACCGUGCCUCCCAAGUCGAGUGUUCCAGACACAGUCUUUGCCACCAUCGGUGCGGUUGCGACGGCCCUGGAGGAGGACUUUGUCAAGUAUAUGGAACCGUUCAGCCCGUUCCUGUACAAUGCUUUGGGUAACCAGGAGGAGCCCGGUCUGUGCGCCAUGGCCAUUGGUCUCGUCAGUGACAUUACGAGAUCGCUCAAUGAAAAGGCCCAGCCCUACUGCGACACCUUCAUGAACUACCUGCUCAACAACCUGAGGAGCACCACUCUCAGCAACCAGCUAAAGCCGUCAAUUCUGGAAACAUUUGGCGACAUUGCCCAGGCUAUCGGAACCCACUUCGACACAUACUUGCCAGUCGUCGCUCAGGUACUCCAGCAGGCAUCGAAUGUCACUGCUAGCCACGAUGUUUCGUUCGACAUGCUUGACUACAUUGUUUCCCUUCGCGAGGGUAUCAUGGAUGCCUGGGGCGGUAUCCUCCUGGCUUACAAGGGCACACCACAGGUCAACCAACUGCAACCUUACAUCGAAUCGAUCUUCCAGCUCCUUCACCUGAUCUCUCAGGACCCAAGCAGAAGCGAAGGUCUUAUGAGAGCAUCGAUGGGAGUGCUUGGUGAUCUGGCCGAUGCCUUCCCUAACGGCGAGUUUGCUGCUUACUUCCGCAACGACUGGGUCACCUCCCUGGUCAGAGAGACAAGAACCAGCCGGGAGUAUGGCCCGCGUACAAUUGACACUGCUCGCUGGGCUCGCGAGCAGGUCAAGCGUCAAGUCAACCUGGCUACUGCAGCUGCCAUGUCGUAAGGUUAUUCCACUAAUAGCAACCAGUGACGGGCACCUCUUACUGAGACCGUUCGCUGGUUCUCCCCUUUAACAAACCGCAUCGGGUCAAUGUGGUAAGGGAAGUGACGCCGCGAAUGGGACAUUCCGAGUCCUUGUGCCGUGACAUAUGGGCUUGAGAAAUUCGCGCUCUGUUCGGCCCAAGUCCUAAGUCCGUCCCGCUCGAGCGAUCGUGAUAUGGUGCCUCGUUGAUCUGACCUGUGAAGGGCUGAUCUCUUCGAUCUAACCCCAAUGCAUCAUUGAAUCAUCCUGCCCUAUCUGUCUUCCACCCCGGCAAUUAUCCUGCACGAUGCCCUCCCCUCCCCCUUCAUUGUCAGCCACACCCCUUGUAUUUAUUAACAUAUUCU